GCCAGUAGUGGUGCUUAGUAGUAGCUGAGCCGUGCAGGAAGUCGGUUGUCCGGGAUUGGUCGUCUCCGGGCCGCGCUCCAUUCUGGUCCUUUUGGUGUCGGUAGCGCGCGCGAGAGCAACAGGAGCGGCUUGUGUGUACGGUGUGAAACCGUUGGUGUUGAACAGUGUUGGAUCACGAUGCCGCUUAUGUAAUUUCGUGCAGCAUGGAAGGAAGUUUGCGCUAGUGUGUGUACGUGUCUGUGUGUGGUUCUUUUCGAGAACGAGCGGCAGUGGUUGUGUAAUGGUUCGGCAGCGAACAUCGGGCGUGUUUGGUUCGGUAGCUCGGUAGAGACGAAGCGACAGUGUAGAUGUUUUGUGGUGUGGUGACUGCGACCCUAUCCUGUUGCCCAUAGUAACGCAUCCUUUCUCCGGGACGGCUAACGUCCCGACACCUACACACUCCGAUUGCUCUUAUCACGCUCUAUCUAAAUCGCUUCAGCUGCUUUGGAGCUGACAUAGGACACACACACACACUCGGAGUUACUUGAAGUAAGUGAAGGCACAGUAUUGCCUUGGAGGGUGUCGGUCGCGUGUGUGAUGUGCAACUAACCGUAACAAGGGGUUACCCCACCCCAGUGCAGUGCCGAACGAACGAGCGAACGUCGUAACCGAUCUUAUGAAACCGUUCGCCGGGGACGCGCGCCAUAGGAUGCCCUUGUCCGGUCACUGUAACGACGCUGCUACCACCACCCGUCUCCACCUUUCCGGGACCGUGUAUCAUGCUCACGGAGUCUAUCGUCGAGCGUGCGACGCCCCACGACAAGAGCCACCAGCAAGGACUGCGAAGAAGCAACCGAAUCGCAGCCGCCCCGACCGAACCACAACCGGCCAACGAAACCGGCAGCAAAGUGUACUCCUUCAGCACCGGUCCAACCGGCAGCAAACCGUCCUCAACUUCGAUCCUUCAGCGUGUCCGCCAGCAGCUCUCCAAGCGGGCGCGUAAGCUAACGCGCAACCGGUUCUGCUCGUCCCAGGACAACCUUGGCGCCUCCGAGUACCGCAAGGAUCGGCGCGUCCACGGACUGCAACUACCACUCCAUCCACUCCAGCUCGUCGGUUGGUUUGCUUUGGCCCUGUUCGGCUACUCCACGUUCGGUGUGCUGAUACCGGCCCUAGAACCAUCCCUCCAGCCUCCGCUCUACAUCGCCCUGACUGGCCUGUACCUGCUGCAUCUCGCGUCCCACCUAACCGCCCUGCUGCUCGAUCCGGCCGAUCCCGAGCUGCGACGUAUCGCGCCCGCCAGCAAGACGGUCGUGCCCGAGUUCGACCGGACCCGGCACACGCACGUGAUCGAGAACGGGCGGUGCCACCUGUGCAACAUCCGGACGACCAGCGCCCGCACCAAGCACUGCAGCGUGUGCAACAAGUGCGUCGGCACGUUCGAUCAUCACUGCAAAUGGUUGAACCAUUGCGUCGGUGGCCGGAACUAUGUCGCCUUUCUGAUGUGUGUGGUGAGUGCGGUCAUCGCGGCACUGGUCAUACUGGCCGCCGCCCUCGUCGAGAUCGUGCUGUACCAUGUGCAGCCGGUCGGGUGGCUUAAUCUCGCCUGGUUCGGGCUGGUGCAGGUGGCCGAUCUGCACACCACCACCACCACCACCACCCCCACUGCCCCGAUCGGAGCGGACGAUGGGGGGACGACGGGCGCUGUCGAGCUUGAGUUGACCACCGCCGCCGGUACGGCGGGCGAUGAUACGACCGGUGGGCUGCUGUUUGAGAACUUUACCACCUCCGCCCAGGACAUCCUGCUCAAUGGGACGGUCGGGGGCCUCUUUGGCGGUUCGGCAGUUGGGAACGGUACCGGCACGACCGUGGAGGCGGCAGCGAACACGACGACCCAACCGGUUGUCGCGGAAGGUAUCGGACUGCAUCACACGGUGUUUUUAGUGUUUGUGGCAUCGCUGGGAAUACUAGCGGCAAUUGCCGCUGGGCUACUCUUGCAUCUCUGCUUCUUUCACAUCUACAUCUCGUUUUUGGGUCUUACGACGUACGAAUACAUACGCAACAGUCGGCAAGCGGCGGCAGCGGCGGCUCAGCAGAACGGAGCAGGCGGCGGCACGACGCACCUGUCCAAUGGGCCACCGCAGCUCGGUGGAGCUGACGCCGCAAAGCACAACACCCUCUUCUCCAGCUGCACACACGCCGGAACGCGCAAGUUCCCCGAGGUGUACAUCUGCUCCUCGAUCAAUCAGAAGACUAACGCCACGAUCAACGCCUCACCGGCUGGCGUAUCGUACGUGGGGCGCGGCAGUGCUGCCAACACACAGACUCACGCAUCCGCCAUCAUUCUGCCCGGUCAGCUAAACGAUCUGAACCGGGUGCGACCUCGCACGCUGCACUGUUGCGAUAGUGGUAGUACGGAGUGUCGCAACAACAUCACCGCUGCUGGUGUGCGUACACUCACGGCGACCGCUAACGUUGCGUCGAGUUCGUCCAGCAGCACCACCACUACGACGUCCACGGGCGGUGGCGAAGAUGAGCGACGGCGCGAACAUCUCGAGCAGCAGCAGCACCACCACCAUCAGAAGGCUGCCUUCUAUCUUUGCUCGAUGCUGGAGGACGAUCCGCACGAAGAGCCGACGGAAGGGAAGAGUACCUCCGGCAACUGUCAGGGCACGCGAACGUUUCACUGCUGCUCGCAGUACAGCCGGCAGAUGGCGGCAGCUCACACGUCCUCUACGAUGACCACCAACAACAACAACAAUCACCAUCGGCAUCAUCACCAUGGGAACGAUUUUCUUGCCGCAGCAACGGCAGCGACACUGCUCGCUACCACCAUGACGACGCUUACGACCACUACGACGACAACGUCCGAGGAGGCGUACAUCCAGUACACGGAGCGGUGCUCUUGCUGCAGCUUUCAGAUGCAGAAACCGGCGGCAGGACAACCGGCGAAUGGGGACUCCACGACCCAUCAUCUCCAUCCGUACGAUGUGCAUCCCUGUCGGAGGGGAGCCGAAAAGCCGACCCUGGUCGAGGGUGGACGACGGCUGUGCUGUGCGAGCGAUAGGCUCGCCACGGUCAAGUCACACCAUCGGUGGAAGAGAAAAUGGAACUGCUGCUCGAGCGUCCCGGACAGCCCGGACGUGCCAGUAGACAUGCGAACCAUCUCCGGCACGGUGUCCGUUGCGGGCAGCCGCACGGUCAUGAGCGCUCAGUACGGGCUGGAGGAAGCGGAAGGGAGGAAUCGAAGCGUGACAGAGCAGCAGCCCGCAACAGUUGAGCGUCACAGCCACGACGCACCAGAACUGACGUGUAAUGAAAACUGUGCCAACAAUAACUGUAGUAGCGUUAGUGUUAGUAGCACCCGUGCGAUCGCGGUUCGCGCGAUCAAGGAGCGGGAUGAUGGUGCGGAUGGUGGGUGCGAUCGAAUCGAGCGGGAAACGUCGUCCGACUCGUCGGCGAUACAAAUUCUAAACUCCGAUGCCAACGGGAACGAGCUGGUGCAGGAGGCGGGUGUACCAUCGCCGGCCAGUGUGUCCCCCGUACCGAAACGGCCCCGGGCAAGACUCGUAAGGCCUUGGCCCGUCGUACGCCUACGACACAUGAUGCGUAUGAUCGAUCGCUACCGGAGACCACGCUGUCGGACGAAUCUGGCGAGCGGCGGUAGUAGCAGCAGCACGACGGUCGUUGCUGGUAGUUCCGGUGGCAGCUCCUCCUCUUCUGCGAGCUCCUGCGUGCAGCAUAACGCACUGGUCCGUCAAAACCAGAUACGUCCACUGUCGUCCAGUGAGUUCGCCAGUGCACUGCUCACAGUGCCCGGGUUCGGUGCGUCGGCAUUGGCAGCGGCGGCAGCAGCGGCAGCCGCUGCGUCCUCCACGUCCUCCAACACACCAUCGACAUCUUCGUCCGGACCGGGAUCUCCCUCUGUGCAGCUGCACUCACUGCUGCCCACGUCAACCAUACGCGGUGCGGGAGAUUCAUCUUCAUCUGGCGCAAUCACGAUGCCAGUGUUGCCGCCACCGGCACGCCGCCGGUUGAAGGGUGGCGGCGGUAUGAUCUGUGCGGAACAGUUGCCCGAACUGAUGGGUGACAUUGCGGUGCCGUCCUCCACGUCGGGAUCAUCCGUCCGCGGUCCGGUGCAUCCACCGAUGAGCUACCGGCGCAGUCGUCGCAAGAAUGUGAUUCGCAACCGCAGCCCGACCCUGUCGCCGAUACACGAGUCCGGCCUAUCGAAUCCGACCUCACCCCAGCCCUGUCGGCACGUGUAUCCGGCGGCUUCUAGCAGUAAUGGAACGCGUCCGCUAGUGGCCACCACUGGCUAUGUGGAUAACUCCCCGUGAAUGGGUUUAGCUAGCAAAUCCUCCGUUCUUUCUCGGUCGCUAGGCAACAUCUAAACCCUACAUCUUCAUCCGUUAGUGCUACGAACUCCAACGAAGUUAUCGGAACGAAUGUCUGAAGUGCAUCUCUGAGCAGAGAGCUAAACUUGCGAGUGUCGCUGUGUUGUUUUGGGUUGUUAUGUAGAUGGAAGCGUUAGAAUAGGCAGGAAUUGUAGGUAGUGUGACGAAUAGUAACCCCCGAGGCGACAUUGUCGCGGCGCUUGAAGACUUAGAUCCGACGUGUGAUCCAUUUUGAGGCUGACAGAUGCAACACAACUCAAGCAGAAGCAGUGUAGUACACAAUGAACCCGACUGUAUGUGCACCACCGCUGUAGAAGCAACGUUAACGUAAAGCCGUAUGCGAUACAACGAAAAUUUAGGAGAAAACGAAACGAAAAUCGCUGAAAUUCAUAAAUCAAAAGCUCUCGAGCGUCCCCUAGCGGGGUAUGUGUACGUGUGUGUAUUGUGUGAGUGUGCAUCAAUCCGGCCAGAUUUAGUUCUUGCAAAGUACUAGAAGAGAGCGAUGCUUCAAAUCGUUAGAGCCGUAGAAUAUAUAUCGAAUAUCGAGAUGCCACGGAUGCGUUAGUGUAGAUAAUCAAAAUUAUUUUUUAUACGAAAAACCAUGUCCAUAAGUGUUGGAGAGGAGAUGCGAAUUAAAAAAGUUGAGCGAAGGAUCAUGAGAUCCUCUUCGCGUGUGUCUUGUACGCAGAGACGGAUUGUUGCCGAAGCGCGCACUAAGCGUAUCAUAUUAAAGUCCAUCGUGUAUUGGAAAACGGAUAAAUUAUACAGGAGUGCGCUUUUUAACGUUGUUUGUUGGUUUCGGUGCAAAAAGAAAAAGCAGUUGGAGCAGAAAGGAUGAAGGAUCAUCAAUAGCCGGGGGGCGCGCGCUAACCUGGCCAUCUUUAGAUACGUAUGCAGUAAUGUAAAAGAGAUAAGGAUCCUCGUGUUAUGUCUCUGUCUGUGUAUGUUUGCUUCUUCUGACUGCUAAAUAAUUCAAGCCCACGUAUAGGCCAGCCCCAAUACCGUACUCCAGCAACUCGGAUUUUCCCGAUUCCCAUUUGGUUUUUCCUUCUCCUCGUGUAACCCCACAAAAGGUGUAGACCGUGAACCUGACAGGAGAAGGAGUCUGUGUUUUCUCAUGAUUCGAAUUUCAUGUACAUCCAUCAAUGUGUGUGUGUGUGUGUGCGUGUGCAUCUCUGUGAGUGUUUUUGUCGAGUGUGAUACUGUGUAAAGAAGCAAUGAAGGGGGCAAAGAGAAGAGAAGAGCAGGAAGAAGGGCUUAUACGCUUUUUCUGUACGCGUGUGUCUGUGUGUGUGUUUGUGUACGCAGCGCAGAUUUAUCAAAAACUCUUAAUGCCAAUAAAUAAACAAAACAGGAGUAACGCGAGAAAGCGAACGAAUGAACGAAUGGAAGCGAAUCGCGAAUAAUUUAAUGCAAAAACCCCUAUACCCAAAAGCAAAUAGACUACUUACAAGCUAACCCACUUACAGACACACAUACACUUCUCACAAUUCAUGCAAUAUAAACCAAUAUCCGAUGUGAGCGCAGUUUGAGAGCAGAUACAAAAAAAACGGGCAAAGCUAAUAACCAAUGUUUGAUAAAUCCUGGUGUAAAGCAAAUCAUCAGAGGAAAAAAUCCUGAAACUAAUCUCGAAAGCAGAUGUUGAGUGAGUGAGCUAGCCUUGUAAAGAAGAGAGAGAGAGAAAGACGUGUGUAUGGUAAUGCAACGAAAUGAUAGUGGAAAUCGGUGUGCAGAUUAUUCGUAGGAAAAAAUGGAAAAAAAGUCGAAGCGUUUGAAAAAGGAAAAACGCAUUACCGUAAAAUGCACUCAAUUCCCGUCAACGUUUGGCAGAAGUCCGAUGCAAUGAUGAGCUAGUUUUUAUGUUGCUCUUCAAAGCGACUCAUCAAAAAA
Messenger RNA from Anopheles arabiensis, 6266 nucleotides. RefSeq lists its product as uncharacterized. The transcript is spliced from 2 exons. Bases 759 to 4319 code for a protein of 1186 amino acids. Gene Ontology annotation, cellular component: Golgi apparatus; endoplasmic reticulum. Gene Ontology annotation, molecular function: protein-cysteine S-palmitoyltransferase activity. The record is from RefSeq and is a predicted model, not a curated record. Gene Ontology annotation, biological process: protein targeting to membrane; peptidyl-L-cysteine S-palmitoylation. Lineage: Eukaryota; Metazoa; Arthropoda; Insecta; Diptera; Culicidae.